AUGUCGAAUGUCACUUGUCUCCAACCUUCAGACACCGGUCUCUAUCUCGACUGGGUUCCUUCCCAUCUCAAACUUUGUCUUGAAGAUGAAGCCAAAAUUAUUGCCCCGAGGGUCGCAAUAGAAAGAGUGCAAGAUAAGAUCUUGAAAUUUGACGGUGAUGAACUCCGCACUGGCCCCGAUACAGAAGAUGCUCGAUACGGCUUCGAAGAGGAUGAACAGGAGCCCUAUUAUAUGUCCAGCCUUGGUUUAGCAAUAGAACGUUGCGUUCUUCCUGCUUCAAAAACAAUGGUGCAAGCAGAUAUACUUUUCAAUCUUCCUCCGACUGAACAGUACUCAAAAUCCAAGUCCUUGGCACACGUACCAUUUGUAGGGAAUUUCGGGCCAUUUUCUUGGUCCCACAGAAAUUUUGCCUCUGCAAAGGGCGAAGAUAAACAGGCAAUGCAACGACAUAUGAAGACCGCCGCCAGUUGGGAUUUUGAGAGAAUGAUACCUUGUCAUGAAGAUGUUAUUGAAGUUGGGGAUAAGAAUGCUUGGAAGGCUGCAUACAAAGCUUACUUGAAUUAG
Lentinula edodes (shiitake mushroom) is the source of this 564-nucleotide messenger RNA. RefSeq lists its product as uncharacterized. The record is from RefSeq and is a predicted model, not a curated record. Bases 1 to 564 code for a protein of 187 amino acids. Lineage: Eukaryota; Fungi; Basidiomycota; Agaricomycetes; Agaricales; Omphalotaceae. The transcript has 7 exons.